Molecule: messenger RNA, 2230 nt
Organism: Artibeus jamaicensis (Jamaican fruit-eating bat)
Lineage: Eukaryota; Metazoa; Chordata; Mammalia; Chiroptera; Phyllostomidae
Gene: PLSCR3
Product: phospholipid scramblase 3
Exons: 9
Coding region: 662-1549 (295 amino acids)
Biological process (GO): plasma membrane phospholipid scrambling
Cellular component (GO): plasma membrane
Molecular function (GO): phospholipid scramblase activity
Source: RefSeq, a predicted model, not a curated record
CAAGUCCCAACUCCAACAGGCAUCUGUGCACAUAAGCUGGCCUCCCUCUCUAAACUCAUCUCUUGCCAUUUAACCUAUAGGACCCCAAGGCGGAGGACUCCCUCACAACUGGAGACCCUGCCUAGGACUUAAAAGAAGGGAUUACUUUUGGAGGAAGCCUUUCCUGCUAAUUGUGCUGCCUCUUCUGGUCUCCCUGAAUCUAACAUCCUGCACACUCACUGUUGACACUAUGUGACUACCUGUCACUGGUGCGGCCCAGCACGCGCGAAUCAAACGGAAGAGGCGGAGACGCCAACCAAGCAAAGGAACCCGCGCUCCAGUGUCCACCGCCAGGCUGGAGAGCAGACAUCCUUUCUACGCAAGCGCGGCUUCCAGGCCAGGGGCGGGACCUAGACGGUCUAAGGGGCGGGGUCACAUCUGGGCCCGCCUCCACUAGCUCUCGUGAGCCUCGGAGCGCUGGGCACCCCACUACUCUAGGGGCUUCAGAAAGGUGCCGCCCAAAAGACCCUGGGUGGGCACCGGGCGCAGCUGUCUCUUCGCGUUUUCCUGUCCGUCUUUGUGUCUGUCUCUGUGUCUGUCUGGCUGUCUCCGAGGUUGCCUCCACUUCUAGAACUAAGCGCUUCCGGGACACCCACAACCCACGAACCCUCAUCCCUUUCCAAUGGCAGGAUACUUGCCCCCCAAAGGCUACACCCCUUCGCCCCCUCCUCCCUACCCUGUGACUGCUGGGUACCCAGAGGCAGCACAGCAUCCUGGGUCAGGGCAGGCGCCAUUGCCCACCCACGUGCCUGCCCCUGCUCCUGGCUUCGCUCUCUUCCCCUCACCUGGCCCUAGUGUCCCAGGGCCUGCUGCCCCUCUCUUGCCACUGCCCGGGGUGCCUUCUGGCCUCGAAUUCCUGGUGCAGAUCGAUCAGAUCUUGAUUCACCAGAAGGCUGAACGAGUGGAAACACUCCUAGGCUGGGAGACAAGUAACCGGUAUGAACUGCGCUCAGGGGCUGGGCAGCCCCUGGGUCAGGCGGCUGAAGAGAGCAACUGCUGUGCCCGUCUGUGCUGUGGCGCCCGCCGGCCCCUUCGUGUCCGUCUGGUGGACCCUGGGGACAGAGAGGUGCUGCGCCUGCUCCGCCCACUCCACUGUGGCUGCAGCUGCUGCCCCUGCGGCCUCCAGGAGAUGGAAGUACAGUCUCCACCCGGCACCACCAUUGGCCACGUGCUACAGACCUGGCAUCCCUUCCUCCCCAAGUUUUCCAUUCAGGAUGCAGAUCGCCACACGGUCCUGCGAGUGGUGGGGCCCUGCUCGACCUGUGGUUGCGGCACAGACACCAACUUUGAGGUGAAGACCCUGGAUGAGUCCCGCAGUGUGGGCCGCAUCAGCAAGCAGUGGGGGGGACUGCUCCAAGAAGCCCUCACGGAUGCAGAUGACUUUGGCUUGCAGUUCCCGCUGGAUCUGGAUGUGAAAGUGAAGGCUGUGCUGCUGGGAGCCACAUUCCUCAUUGACUACAUGUUCUUCGAGAAGCGAGGAGGCACUGGGCCCUCUGCCAUCACCAGUUAGACAUCACCUCAGGGUGAGGAGACUAUCACCGCAACCAGAAUCCGAGAUGGUCACCUGGCCUGGCCUGGCCUGGCCCCUCCUCAGAGGCAGCCCCUUUCCUCCAUGUACACUACAGGGGACAAACAGGGAUGCCUAAGAGGCUGGGGGCCAUGGUGCCCCACUCCUACCCUCUUCCCCUGGCCUCCUUCACCUGUGGCCCCCACAGAAGGGUAUGUAUGAGAGCCCUUCCCCUGCUACCUCUCACCACUGUCUCUGGCAAUCCCUCAGCACAAGGCAUAUCGGCAUAUUGGCUUUCAGACUUUCCCUAUUCACUUCCUCCUACCGACUUCUGGGGCCUCUGCUCUGGUUUUUGGAAUCCAAGGCUCUGGGGUUUCACAAAGGAAGCUGGGGUGGAGAGGGUAAGCAGCACCAAAGACGGCUGAUAUGGCCACCCUUCGCUGUGUCAGCUUGACCACUUAGUUCAGCCUCAGACCGUGGCACUCAGAGGGGGUCCCCACAUCCCCAGCUACAGCUCUAGGGCCUAGGCCUCGGCGCGGACCUCCUCUUCCCCGUGGGCCAUUCUCAUAGCUGGUGCUUGCUGCAGCUUCCUCUGCCUUACUUAACCACCCCUCCUUCCAUGUUCUUACAAAGGAGGCUGCAUCUUUGUAUGUUAUAUUCAUAUAAACUUUGUAACUUUUUGGA